AUGGCUUUCACAUACCUCUCCGGAGAGUCUGUCACAGAAAAAGACAAAUCAUUCCAUCCUGCUGUUAUACCUCUGCUGAUUGCUAUUUCCCUCGGGAGUGCGCUUCUUUAUACACUCGGCCUGGUCAUAUAUAGGCUCUACUUCCACCCACUUGCCAAGUAUCCCGGCCCAUUCUGGGCUAGAAUCACGAAUUGGUAUUCGGUGUAUCACGCUGCGAUCGGCGACAGGCAUCUGCAGAUCUACUGGGCUCAUCAGAAAUAUGGCAAAUUUGUCCGUGUCUCCCCUAAUCUUGUCACGAUCAACGACCCGGCUGCCAUCAAAGAUAUCUACGGCGUGAACCAGAACGUGCGCAAGUCCGUCUUCUACGAAGCCUCGAUCGCCCACAAUGGGUUCCAGAACAUGUUCUCCGCCCGCGACCGCGACAUCCACGCCCGCAAGCGCCGCAUCCUCGCCCCGGCAUUCACCGAAGCGAACCUGUCCUCCAUGGAACGGUACAUCCUCCCGCACAUUGACGAAUUCUUCCACGCCGCGUCCGGGGAAGAGCAUUGCUCGGCAUUGCGCAAAUGCUGGACCGCCGACUUGGGCAAAUGGGGCAACUACCUGACCUUCGAUGUCAUGGGUGAUCUGGUGUUUGGCAAGGACUUUGGGAUGCUAAGGGGGGCCGAAAGUCGUGACCUCCCGGAUGUCAUUGAUGCGGCGGUGCAUAUGCAGCUUCUCAACGGAUGCAGCCACUUUAUGCUCCGAUGGAACCUCGACAAGCUCCUCUUCCCAGACAUUGUCCGUCGCGGCAGGCAGUUGCUCGUCUACGCCAAGAAGCAGGUGCAGCUGCGCAUGAAUGCCGAUCAGAACCGCAAGGAUUUCUUCUCGUACAUUGCCAAUGCCGAGAACAAGGAUGGCACCAAGGCGUACGCUGAUUCCAAGGAGGUAUUUGCCGAAGCGAGAGGACUUAUUCUUGGUGGCUCUGAUACAACGGCCACACAGCUGGCGGCGAAUUUCUUCUAUCUAACAAAUAAUCCCCCAGCAUUGAAGCGUCUUGUAGAAGAGGUCCGCUCUAAAUUCAACUCAACCGAUGAGAUCCGGCUUGGUAAAACCCUCGACAGCUGCCACUAUCUCCAUGCCGUCAUCAACGAAACGAUACGGCUCAGUCCCAGUCUCCCUGGCGUCCUACCUCGGGAAGUACUCAAAGGCGGCCUCACAGCAGUCGGCGAACACUUCCCCGCUGGAGUCGAGCUCUCAGUCCCCGUUUACGCUGUCCAUCAUCUAGGAGAUGUUUUCUUCGACCCUCACACGUUCAUUCCCGAGAGAUGGCUUCCUGAUCACACCAGCGAAGAUGCCGUCAAACGGUGCCACGAUGCCUUGACCCCUUUCUCGUACGGCUCAAGACAGUGCAUCGGCAGAAGACUGGCGGUGAUGGAGCUUUCUCUAGUUAUAGUCCGGUCGGUCUGGAAAUAUGACAUUGAGUAUGUGGCUGGAGGCAAGGAUGAUCGGUUUAAGAAGAAUCCGGAGGUUGUAGAGUACAAGUUGCUUGAUCAUCUUGCUGCCGGGAGGUCGGGCCCUGUGAUAAGAUUCACAAGCAGAGAGUAA
Fonsecaea multimorphosa CBS 102226 is the source of this 1584-nucleotide messenger RNA. RefSeq lists its product as uncharacterized. The record is from RefSeq and is a predicted model, not a curated record. NCBI's taxonomy places the organism in Eukaryota, Fungi, Ascomycota, Eurotiomycetes, Chaetothyriales, Herpotrichiellaceae. Gene Ontology annotation, molecular function: monooxygenase activity; oxidoreductase activity, acting on paired donors, with incorporation or reduction of molecular oxygen; iron ion binding. The coding region runs from base 1 to 1584 and encodes 527 amino acids. The transcript is spliced from 6 exons.